Antrostomus carolinensis (chuck-will's-widow) is the source of this 700-nucleotide messenger RNA. It is a transcript of the gene NUP35, whose product is annotated as nucleoporin 35. Gene Ontology annotation, cellular component: nuclear pore central transport channel; nuclear pore nuclear basket. The record is from RefSeq and is a predicted model, not a curated record. Lineage: Eukaryota; Metazoa; Chordata; Aves; Caprimulgiformes; Caprimulgidae. The annotation marks the transcript as partial. Gene Ontology annotation, biological process: NLS-bearing protein import into nucleus; nuclear pore organization. The transcript is spliced from 6 exons. Gene Ontology annotation, molecular function: structural constituent of nuclear pore; phospholipid binding; nucleic acid binding.
AGCUGAGCCAAUGACUCUGGGCUCUCCAACGUCUCCAAAACCAGGAGCUAGUGCUCAGUUUCUUCCUGGAUUCUUGAUGGGUGAUUUACCUGCGCCAGUGACUCCACAGCCCCGCGCUUUGAGCGGCCCUUCAGUUGGUGUAAUGGAAAUGAGAUCUCCCCUACUUGCAGGAGGAUCUCCCCCACAACCAGUAGUCCCUAUGCAUAAAGAUAAAGGUGGUGCUCCACCAGUUAGAAGCAUAUAUGAUGAAUUAUCUAGUCCUGGACUUGGAUCAACACCUCUAACCUCAAGAAGACCAGCCAGCUUUUCUAUAACACAGAGCCCAUUGGUUGGAACUAUGCCAUCAACUCCUGGAACAGCUUCAAGUAUGUUCAGUCCUGCAAGUAUUGGACAGCCUAGGAAAACUACUCUAUCUCCUGCUCAACUAGAUCCUUUUUAUACUCAGGGUGAUUCCCUGACUUCGGAAGAUCAACUUGAUGACACAUGGGUAACUGUAUUUGGAUUUCCUCAAGCAUCAGCUUCGUAUAUUCUUCUACAGUUCGCUCAAUAUGGAAACAUAUUAAAGCAUGUGAUGUCCAACACGGGAAACUGGAUGCAUAUUCGGUAUCAGUCUAAGCUUCAAGCCCGGAAAGCCUUGAGCAAAGACGGAAGAAUUUUUGGUGAAUCUAUCAUGAUUGGUGUCAAGCCGUGUAUAGAUAAA